Messenger RNA from Alligator mississippiensis (American alligator), 4243 nucleotides. Its product is annotated as myosin-4-like. The record is from RefSeq and is a predicted model, not a curated record. The transcript has 2 exons. Bases 1 to 1287 code for a protein of 428 amino acids. NCBI's taxonomy places the organism in Eukaryota, Metazoa, Chordata, Crocodylia, Alligatoridae.
AUGGCAACAUGGAAAGCAAGGUCUACUGAAACCUGCACAAUCCAGGCAGGCGAACAGAAGGAGGUGCGUCAAAAGUGGGAGAUGUCAAGAGGCCUAAUAGGCGCCCUGCAGAGAGAGGUCCGCAGCCAGGAAGGCUGCACAGAGGAAUUGCAGGACCAGGUGGAGGACUGGUGGCAGAAGUAUUUACAUGCAGAACAACUAGCUCAAGAGCUGCGGGACAAACUGUGUGAAAAUCAUGUUCAGAUUGCAGAAAAUGGGAAGGUGAUCGCCCUGGAGAUGGAAAAGGUAAAAGCGGAUGUGGCCAAUUACCAGGCGCUGUGCGAGCAAAACCUGUCCCUUGAAAGGGAGUUAGAGGACGGAACGAGAGAGCACGAUAGGUUACAGGCCCAGUUACAGAGUGCGGAGGCGGAAAAAGAACACCUGGGAGAACAAAAGCAGUCCCUCAAAACGGAGGUAAGAGCCAGCACAGAGAAGUGUGUAGAGUUGCAGGCUCGAUGGCAAGAGGUAGAAAAGGAAAAGGACCAGUUGGGGGAAGAGAUACAGUCCCUGAAGACCCUAUUAAAAAAGAGCACGGCCAGGGAGAGGGCAUGGCGAGGAGAGAUUGAGCAACAACCGGUACAGGCCACUCAAAUACAGAGUGAGAGACUGACUGCAAUAAGCAAGCAGUUGGAAGAACACGCAUCCAAGGCUAAGGUAGGAUGCAAGGAGCACCUUCAGGAACUUGAAAGCUUGAAAGAGGUAUUAUUAGACACAGAAAAACUAAUAGAGACUGCACAGCCCACGCUCCUAAAGGUCCUGAGAUAUCAGGAGCAACCCAGCACGGUGGGCGUGGGAACUCCUAGAGAACGAGAAGAAACAAGGCAGCAGGAAAAAUAUACAAGGAGGGGGGCACUCUCAGGGGUAGACCCCACAAUGAUAUGGGAAGAGAUCAUCUCCACAGUCAUGGAAUGCCUUGAUCAGAAAUGGGGGCAGUGGGUGAGCCAGUACACAGAAGACAUGAUCUGCCUGGGAGAAAAACUAGAGAAACUUGUCAGCCAGUAUGAUGCUGGAAGAGGGGCAAUACCAAAACAGGGACAACAGAUGGAGGGAGAUAAGGGGGAUAUGGCAUUGGUGCAAGAGAGUGAGCAGGUCAGUGGGAGAAACAAGAACAGUGACCUGAGCUAUCAUAGCCACAUUCAAAAGGAGCAACAUCCAAAACAAAAAGGCCAGAGACCAAAGACGGCCCCGGCUCUGGUAUAUGGUAGGACAGAUCCAGUUUCCGAGGGGGGGAGAGCAGCAGAAGCUUGAAGUAAAAGAGAGGUCCAAAGGCCUGAGAUGGGCAGGAGGGUCCAAAUCCCCAGGAAAAUUAAGGGGGGAGGAGAAGUACAUCCCAAGCUCUACUCUAAGGACAAGAUACCCAGCCCUGCACUGAAGCAGAAACCGUGCCAAACCCAAACUGCAGGCCACGCUAAGGAGGCAGAAGGUCCCUCAGCAACAAAGGGAAUUUUGCUGGAGAAAGAACAAAGGGGAGGAAGGCGGCCAUGCGUUUAUGUUAAUAACCUCCCAGGGCAAGUCAAAUGGUGGACCCUGAGAAAAGUAAUUGAAGCGAGAGUGGGAGGCGCAUCCUAUGUAAAGAUCUAUAAAGGGCCGCGGGGAAGACCCACCGGCUGGGUGAAGGUAGAGUUUUGGAAGGAAGAAUAUACCCAGAAGGCAUUAGAGAGACAGUGAGAGAUUUGGGGAAGGCUUCAGGGGCUCCAGAGAGCCAUGGAAAAGCAAGAGACCACACAACCUGUACGGAAAAAGAGACCAGGGUAUAUAGGGGUGGAAGAUAGUGGGGGGACCAGAAGUGAGAGGGAGAAGAAACCCCAAAAGGUAGGCAGGAGCUCGACUGACAGGGACUGCAACCUACCAAGGUCGGCUAGUGUGGGGGGACUGCCUGCAGCGGGGCAACUCCCAUAAAAUCCCACAUGGUGCACCUUGGGUAAAAGGCAAGUAGGAGGUGCCUGAAAACCUCUGCCUCCACGCAUCAGAAGUGUCGGUGGGCCAGUGCCAGAGCAUGAGAGAAACAAAACAGAGGAUGUGAUAUGGACAAGAGUGAAGACCCGCCUCGGUGAGUCUGGGUCUUAAGGGGGGAGGUGUGUCGCAGGGCACUUAGGUGCCCUGCUCCUAAAGAGGGGAAACUGCCGGGGAAACAGCCCUAGCAGUGACUAAGGAGCCCAGCUGUGGGUUGCCAGGGCGACCAGAGGUCAGCUGACCGGAAGGAGCAGGGCCUGGCUCCCUUAUAAACCCAAAGAGCUGAGGCUAGAGGUAGAUCACUGCCAGCUGCCAAGGAGGAGGGAGCUCUCAGCCAUGCUACAAAGGAGAGGCUUGAUGAAAGAGCUGCCUCUGAUACUGAGGAGAGAUAAAGGAUCUCUGGUAGGCUGGACUGUUGUUAUGGCCAGGUGGCUUCUGUCUAUGUUAUAGCCGAAGGGCUUGCGUUUGUGUUGCUGUGUCCAGUGGUUUGGGUGAGGCUAUUAGGGGUUGGAGGAAGCCUCAUAGGGGACUCACAGCAGAGUGUGAGGACCCCAGCGCCAGUGAAGGCGCAGCAUUUGGGGUGUAUAGACCCCAGCCCCAGAGAAGGGGGCAGCUUUACGGAGAAGGCCCCAGAGGCGGAUGGCUUUAUUGAGAAAGCCCCAGUGUGGGCACGGUGAGCCCCGGAGAGGGGGCAGCAUUACUGAAAAAAACCCAGAGAAAGGGCAGUUGCUGAGAAGUCCCAGUGUGGACACGGAGGCCCCAGAGAGGGGACAGCAUUGUUGAUAAGACCCCAGAGAAGAGGGCACAGAGUGAGAGAGGGCCGGGGAGAGCCCUAGCACCAGAAGGGGCUCAUAUCAAAGGAAGGAAGGCCCAGAGAGGACGAAAAGAGGCCAGAUUGUGAUAGGGCAGAGACAUAACGUCUAUUCCAUCAGUGAGGUGUGGACUGCGGUGUAGGGGAGGAAACGGAGCCGCAGAUAGCGCCCCCUGGCAGCAGGGCAGUACAAGGGCAGCCUCCCGCUAAUUAACACCAAGUAAUCAAUUAACAACAAGGCAUGGCAGAUGAGUAGGCGGGCGGUUGCCCCAGGAACAGGUGUGCGGGCCACGUUUAGGUCGGCCCAGAGUGGAUACCUAUUACACCUACCUAAGCUUUGUGGCCAGCAAAGAUUCAAAAGUUGCAAUGUAACAGAUAUUAGCAUGGCCCAACUCAGCCAGCCAGCCAGCCAAUCGAUUCAUGCAUCUCCACCUGAGUGGGCCCCUUUGGGACCAUGCCUGGGCUCCUUCCCCUUGAUCCAGCCAUCUUCCUGCUGGGACAUGUUCAGAAACCAGGAAAGGGUACAGGGUGCCUGUCUCCCUCCCUGUCCCCCAUCUACCCACCCACCCAACUGGUUUCUGGUGGAGAUCAUUGUAAUGCAUUGCUAAAGUCUUUAUAGAGUUGCUAAAGUCCCUGGGAGGUCCAUGCUUGCUGCUGGGGGGUGGGUGGGUUUGUUUAGUCUUCUUUCUUGCAAGAAAUGCUGGAUACACACCAGCACUUGCCAAGCAUUCAACCUCCCUCUAUCUGAUAACAGUCCACCCUGCAACUUUCAAGUAACGCCAUGACUCCAUAAAAGUUGUGUGGUCAUCAGCUCACUGAAAACCACCCCACACAUUCCCUAUUGGUUAUGCAUGCCAUAUAAACCAAAAAUAAAACACUGCUGGGACACAGCCAGUAACCAGGAAGGGCCACUAACCAGGCUGGCUGCCUACCUGCCUCCCUCUUGCUCUUCUGUCAUGCAGCCCUCCAUUCAUCCAUCCCUCACCAAGCGACAUACUGCAUGUGAUUGGAGAAAGGGAACACUCACACUUAUUAUACAACUACAGUUGAUUGAUAGUAGUAGUAAUACUGAUGAGAAUAUCAAGGGAUUAUUACAGGGACUUUGGGAGCAUAUUGUGAAUUGGUGUUUUAUCCUAUUGUAUUGCGUUUCCUGGCAAUGGCUGUACUGUAAAAAAUGUAGUCACCAGUUGACUACCAAUGGCAUUGUUGAGUAAAACAAAAAUGUGUAUACUAUUUUAACUUUAUUGUGAUUUCUCAAUUGAAUUGAUUGCAAUGCAAUUUAUUGUGGAAAAAAAAAUAGAUAAGGAACAAAACAUUUUGAUUUGUACUUGCUCCUGCUUGAUUUCAGGGCACGGACCUGUAAGUGGGGGAGCAGUUUGCAGCUGGCCAGGGGCAAGAGCACAGUAGCUUCCCAGAUUGGACACAAAGCUGGAUGGGGGA